AUGUCAAGACAUUCGAGAGAGAUUAAUUUAUUAGAGAAAAUAAAUAAUAUCGACGAAGAUUGUUCGAAAGAUGAUUAAGAGUUUUCCGAUAUUGAUAAUGAUAUAGCAGAAAAUAAUUGUGACUUAUUUGAUAGCGAUUCGGACGAAGAGAAUAUUUUGAAUAUACGAAGAGGACAAAAAAGAAAGAGAUUCAUAGUUAGUUCCGAAAGCGAAAAUAAAGAAAAUAUUGAAACUGCUAUAGACGGAAAUGUUUGGGAAAAAAUAAAAGGAGGAACACCGAUUUAUAAUAUUUUCAAGGAAAUAUCAGGACCGACAGGAUACGCUAAUAAAAAUAUCAUAAAGGACGGAAUUGAAUCAGCAUUUUCCUUGAUUAUUGAUCAUAACAUGAUUGAACGUAUAAGAAAAUAUACUGAAUUAGAAGCAUUUCGAGUUUUGAAAACGAAAUGGAAAGUAUCAACUGCGAAAUUAUAUGCAUUUAUUGGACUUCUAUAUGCAUGCGGCGCAUAUGAGGCUAAAAAUAUGGAUGUAUCAUAUUUAUGGAACACGAAAUGGGGUCCGUCAUUUUUCUCGAAAAUUAUGAGCCGAAAUGACUUUGUAGAAAUCAUGAGAUUUAUUAGGUUUGACAACAAGAAUAAGCAAAGCUAACGCUUACAAAACGAUAAGUUCGCUUUGAUCUCUGAAGUUUGGUACAAAUUUAUCGAAAACAGUCAAAACUGUUAUAAACCAGGAAAAUAUGUUGUUAUAGAUGAACAAUUGUUUCUUACAAAAGCACGUUGUAGAUUUACUCAUACAUGCCCAACAAACCGGAUAAAUUUGGCAUAAAAUUCUGGUUAGCUUCUGAUGUGAGUAGUAAGUAUAUAGUGAACGGCUUUCCAUAUUUAAGAAAAGAUGAAGGGAGA
Messenger RNA from Apis florea (little honeybee), 899 nucleotides. RefSeq lists its product as uncharacterized. The record is from RefSeq and is a predicted model, not a curated record. NCBI's taxonomy places the organism in Eukaryota, Metazoa, Arthropoda, Insecta, Hymenoptera, Apidae.